This is a messenger RNA of Pyricularia pennisetigena, 1989 nucleotides long. RefSeq lists its product as uncharacterized. Gene Ontology annotation, biological process: iron ion transport; intracellular iron ion homeostasis; copper ion import. The record is from RefSeq and is a predicted model, not a curated record. Gene Ontology annotation, molecular function: ferric-chelate reductase activity. The transcript has 4 exons. Lineage: Eukaryota; Fungi; Ascomycota; Sordariomycetes; Magnaporthales; Pyriculariaceae. Gene Ontology annotation, cellular component: plasma membrane. Bases 1 to 1989 code for a protein of 662 amino acids.
AUGGCUAGGAAUGGCCCUUUUGUAAGCAAUACUAGAAUUUCGGACUUUUUUCUCGGAAGCACAUCGACAUAUACACCUUCGGUCAAGGCGCCGCCCGUUAAAGUGAACAUGAGCCACAACCAUGGAGGGAUGAGCAUGGGAGGGACGACUGGAGGUUUCCAGAGUGUCAACAAGGGCCUGGCAGAGACAUACUGGUAUUUGGUCGCCGGCUUCGUUGGGGCGUUGAUCCUGAUCAGGGUCGCGAACCAUGUCGACCUCAGCACCAGGUUAAGGGAUUGUUCCAAAAAGUCCAGGCGGUUUCCAACAAAGCCCAGCAAUCGAAUAUCCCAAGCAUGGGCAACUGCAACGGCUAUCGGCCGCGAGAUGAGUUAUCCGCAACUCUAUGUCUCCGGCCGAUUCUUUUCGUGGGCGACGCCGCCGCCGCUCGGCCGUCUCCUUAUUCUUGUCGUUUAUUGGGCCGUCAUCAUCUACAUGUCGGUAUCUGAUGCCAUCGUCAAGGACGCCUACUUUUGGGAGCGCAUCGGCUUCCGCAACGCCUGGGUGACAGUCAUGCAGGUACCGCUAUUGUACCUCCUCGCCACCAAGGCGAGCCUGCUCGGAGGAAUGAUCGGGUCCAGCCACGAACGACUGAACUGGCUGCAUCGCUGGGUUGCCCGCACCAUGCUGGUUACAGGGGCCAUUCAUGGCUUUCACUUCUACAGCCAGUGGGUUAUAUUCGACUUUGUCCAGGAUGAGCUGGAUAUGAUGCCCAUGGUCAAAUAUGGCUUCGGCGCGUGGGCAAUCCUCGCUUGGUCUGUCCUGACUUCCUUCUCGCCGCUGCGCCAUGCCUGGUACGAACUGUUUGUGGUUCAGCAUAUUCUCGCCGCCAUCGCAUUCAUCGUCGUGCUGUUCUACCAUGUGCCUGCCAUCGCGCAAUGGUACCUGUGGUUCGCCGUGGCUGCCAUCUGUUCUGACCGGUUCGCCCGCGGCGUCCUGCUCGUAUGGCAGAACAUCAAGUUCAAGCCAAAUUCAUCCAAGUGCAAGGGUGGCCAGCGCAUUGGUCACCAGGCGCAGUUGCGUGCCGUCGGUGACUCGAUAACCGUGGUCACCAUAAAAGACGUCCACUUCAGAUGGGCUGCAGGGCAGCACCUGUAUCUUUGGAUGCCUCGAGUCGGGCCUAUCGAGGCGCACCCGUACACAAUUGCAUCAGCGCAUCAGCUGCCAGACACAUGCAUCUGCAACAGCAUCCAGCUGGUCGUGCGGAAACACAAGGGCUUCUCAAAGCGACUCCACCGGCAUGCGGCGAGGUCACAGUCCCAAGGCAGGAGCACGAAGUGCACCGUGUUUGUAUCAGGACCUUUCGGACAGCCUCCGAGGUGGGAUGUCUACGAGACCUUGAUCCUGAUCUCGGCCUCGACUGGAGCCUCAUUUACGCUUCCGAUUCUGGAGAGCGUUCUCAGUACCAAAAAGACUGUGUGUAUCAAGAGGGUCGAUUUCUUGCUCGCGGCUAAAUUCCAAGAUGAGAUCGACUACUAUGUGCAGCUGCUGCAAGAGUUUUGUGACCGAGCCAAGGGUUCUGGAAUAGAGCUGAGAGUGCAAAUUGCAAUAACAAAGGGCGAGCCAAUAGCAGAAGAUCCUCUGCGGAACGUCGAGGGCGAGGGCCAUACGCUCUCCGCAUCAAACGAUCCAAGACCGGGCAACGAGAAGGCAACUUCUGUUGAUAUCGAAUGCGCUGCAGACACGCAGCAGCGUCACCGAAUAUCAGGAGCCAGCGGCAACAGCAGGGAUGACUGCCGAAUACACAGAACAUACAACAGGCCAGACAUCGCAGAAUUUAUUCGCGAUCCAGUCGAGGCUACGGGCGGCGAGACGUCGGUGGUGGUUUGCGGAGGCAAGUCACUGGUCGCCACAACACGGAACUGCGUCGCGCGUCUUUCGGAUGAAAGGGCGGUGCACAAAGGGACAGGGGCGCAAGGCAUUCAUCUACAUGUGGAGGAAUACUCAUUUUAA